AUGCCCGCGCCGCCGCCGCCGCCGCCACCGCCGCCGCCACCGGCGCCGCCGUUGGGCGCUGGUCCUGCCCCCCGUCCUCGUCCUCCCCCGCCCUCCGCUGCUGGUCCUGCUGCUGGCCCUGCUGGCCGGAGGCGCCUCCAGGGCCCGAGGAAAGUCCCCCCGGACCCCCCCAGCCCCCACGAGGUGCUGAUCAAGGUGCAGGUGUAUGAAAGCGGGGACCUGGCCCCCCUGCCCCGCGCCACCGUGGACAUCUUCGGCCACCGGACGCUGCUGGCUUCGGGCACCACGGACGCCGAGGGGGCGGCGGGCCUGGCGCUCAACUACCGGCUGGGCACCUGGGUCCUGGUCACUGCCACCCGCCCCGGCUUCCUCACCAACUCCGUGCCCUGGCGGGUGGACAAGCUGCCCCUCUACGCCUCCGUCAGCCUCUACCUGCUCCCGGAGCGGCCGGCCACCCUCAUCCUGUACGAAGACCUGAUCCACAUCCUCCUGGGAUCCCCCGGCGGUCGCUCGCAGCCCUGGGUUCAGUUCCCGCGCCGGGCGGCCCGCCUGCCCCGCAGUGCCACUUACAACCAACUCUGGGCAUCGCUCACGCCCGCCACCGCGCCUCCGGACAUGAGGAGCUUCCCGGCCUUCCUGGGAGCGGACGGGGACGGCUCAGCUAAUGGGUCCUGGCUGGAGCUGAGCCCCCUGGCAGCGGUCAGCAUCCACCUGCUCGCUGCCAACGGGUCGGAGGUGCCGCUGACCGGCCCCGCGCACCUCUCCAUCCCGUUGCCCGGCGGCCCUGCCGCCCUCGGUACCAACAGCGUGCCCGCCUGGCGCUUCGACCCCAAGAGCGGGCUGUGGGUCCGGAACGGGACGGGGCUGAUCCGGAAGGACGGGCGGCAGUUCUACUGGACGUUCGUGGCCCCCCAGCUGGGCUACUGGGCUGCGGCCACCGUCGCCCCCACGGCAGGGCUGGUGACCAUCGCGUCCGGCCUGAAGGACAUCGGCACCUAUCACACCGUCUUCCUGCUGACCAUCCUGGGGGCCCUGGCGCUACUGGUGCUCGUCCUGCUCUGUCUCCUCAUCUAUUACUGCCGGAGACGCUGCUUGAAACCGCGGCAGCAGCACCGUAAGCUGCAGUUCUCGGGCACGCUGGACGGCACCAAGCGGGACCAGGCCACGUCCAUGUCACAGCUGAACCUGAUCUGCACGGGGCCUCUGGAGACGGGGUCCUCCUCCGCCGGGGACCCCGAGGCCCCGGCCCCCGGAGGCCUCAAGUCCGCCUUCUCCAGCUCCCGCGACCUGGCCAGCUCCCGCGACGAUUUCUUCCGGCCCCCGGCCCGCCUCGCCCCCGGCCGCGCCGCCGCCGACCCCCUGGGUCCCCGCGAGGGCCCGGGGCUCAAGGGCGCGCGCUCGGCCGACCCAGGGCCGGAGCCCGGUCGGGGCUUCGGCGGGGGGCGAGGCGACGAGCGGGCGGGCGAGGGCCCCCGGCGUCCCCCGGGGCCCGGCUACCUGCAGGACCCACCCUCGCCGCCGCCGUCGGCGCCCACCUUCGACCACUUCCCGGGGCACAAGGCGGCCGGAGAGGCCAAGGGCCCCGACUCGGUGCUGUCGCAGUCCGCGGACCAGCUGUCCCGCCCGCCGUCCCUCAGCCAGCCCGGCCAGCUCAUCUUCUGCGGCUCCAUCGACCACCUCAAGGACAACGUCUACCGCAACGUCAUGCCCACGCUGGUCAUCCCCGCUCACUACGUGCGCCUGGGCGAGGCGGGCCCCGGCGGCGAGGACCCCGGCCCGGCCGAGGUGGGCCCCGGCCCGGCCCGCGCCUUCGGCCCGCAGGAGCCGCAGCCGGGGGCCGGGGCCGGGGCCGGCGCGGGAGGGGAGGGCGGCGGGGGCGACGGCGGGGCCGGCUGGGGCGCCCACCAGGCCCCGGUCAGCGGCUCGGUCACCAUCCCCGUGCUCUUCAACGAGUCCACCAUGGCGCAGCUGAACGGGGAGCUGCAGGCGCUGACGGAGAAGAAGCUGCUGGAGCUGGGGGUGAAACCGCACCCCCGCGCCUGGUUCGUGUCCCUGGACGGACGCUCCAACUCGCAGGUGCGCCACUCCUACAUCGAUCUGCAGGGCGGGGGCCGCAGCACCGACGCCAGCCUCGACUCGGGGGUCGACGUGCACGAGGCGCGGCCCCCGCCCCCCCGCCGGCGCCCCCCGGCCCGGGCCGAGGCCCCCUCGCGCCUGGCGCUGGCCGAGGACACGGAGCCCAGCAGCAGCGAGAGCCGCACGGCCGUCUGCUCGCCCGAGGACAACUCGCUGACGCCGCUGCUGGACGAGGGGGCCGAGGGCAGGGCCGCCACCAUCCCACGGGGCCGCGGCCGCAGCCGGGGCCGGGACAGCUCCCGCAGCAGCGCCAGCGAGCUGCGCCGGGACUCGCUCACCAGCCCCGAGGACGAGCUGGCCGACCCGGGGGACCCCGGCGACGAGGCGGGCGACAAGAAGAGCCCCUGGCAGAGGCGGGAGGAGCGGCCCCUCAUGGUGUUCAACGUCAAGUAGCCGCCGCCCCCCGGGGGGACGGGCGCAAAAGCUGCUAGGGCCCGGGCCAGCCCCGCUGGGGUGGGGGGAGGCGCCCAACCACCCUGCCUGGUGCCAGGAGGGCGAUGAAGGUGGCGGGGGGUGGGGGUGGGGGUCU
Molecule: messenger RNA, 2665 nt
Organism: Tachyglossus aculeatus (Australian echidna)
Lineage: Eukaryota; Metazoa; Chordata; Mammalia; Monotremata; Tachyglossidae
Gene: FAM171A2
Product: family with sequence similarity 171 member A2
Exons: 9
Coding region: 1-2529 (842 amino acids)
Source: RefSeq, a predicted model, not a curated record